Drosophila persimilis is the source of this 830-nucleotide messenger RNA. It is a transcript of the gene Mrm2, whose product is annotated as rRNA methyltransferase 2, mitochondrial. The transcript has a single exon. Gene Ontology annotation, cellular component: mitochondrion. Bases 16 to 765 code for a protein of 249 amino acids. The record is from RefSeq and is a predicted model, not a curated record. Gene Ontology annotation, biological process: RNA methylation. Gene Ontology annotation, molecular function: rRNA (uridine-2'-O-ribose)-methyltransferase activity. Lineage: Eukaryota; Metazoa; Arthropoda; Insecta; Diptera; Drosophilidae.
UCGAUACACUACAGAAUGCGGCCGCUUUUAAGUAAUUAUUUAUAUAAACGCCUUUUUCGUACGGAUAACGUAGGAAAAUAUGCCAAACAGCAGCCGCGCAACCUCAAGGGCAAGAGCAAGAGCUCACAGGAGUGGCUGACACGGCAGUUGGCCGAUCCCUAUGUGGAGAAGGCCCGCAUGAUGAACUAUCGCUGCCGGAGCGCCUUCAAACUGCUGGAAAUUGACGACAAAUACAAAAUCCUGAAGCCAGGCGAUGCUGUCCUGGACUGUGGAGCUGCCCCAGGCAGUUGGACCCAGGUGGCCGUAGAGCGGACCAAUGCACAUGGGAAAAUAGAGCGGGCGCCAGUUGGGGCAGUAUUCAGCAUCGACCUGUUGCAUUUUCAUGCCGUGCCGGGUGCCACAAUAUACGGCGGUAUGGACUUUACCACCCCCCUGUCACAGCAACGUCUGAGAGAAGCACUGGCUGGCCGUCAGGUGAACUGUGUCCUCUCCGACAUGGCUCCCAAUGCCACGGGCGUCCGAAUGCUGGACCAAGAGAGCAUCACAAAUCUCUGCUACGAGGUCUUGCGUUUUGCUCUGGCCAUGUCCGCCCCGCAGGCUAAUCUGGUGGUCAAAGUGUGGGACAAUGGAGAUGUGCCUAAGCUGGAGAGGAACAUGUUAAAGUUCUACGAGAAGGUGAAGCGUGUGAAGCCUCGCGCCAGUCGAGGGGAUUCUGCCGAGCACUUUCUGGUGGCGCGUGGAUACAAAGGAGCGACGGCAGCGUAAACUCAACUUGAUUUAUUUAAAAUAAGAUCAUUAAAAAUAUAGAAAUCUACAUAUUUAAAAUCUGA